This is a messenger RNA of Microcebus murinus (gray mouse lemur), 592 nucleotides long. It is a transcript of the gene C23H1orf53, whose product is annotated as chromosome 23 C1orf53 homolog. NCBI's taxonomy places the organism in Eukaryota, Metazoa, Chordata, Mammalia, Primates, Cheirogaleidae. The record is from RefSeq and is a predicted model, not a curated record.
AUGGCGGCCAGGCACAUCCGGGCGCUGCGCGGCGCCGCGCUCGUGAGGCGACCCCCCGCCGUCCCGCCGCUAAGGCCCCCGCGGGCCGGAGCGCGGCUCCCACAGCAGCGCGGCUUCACCCUCUGCUGCACGCCCGAGGGGGACGGCAGCCGCUCCGCGCCCGGCGAGCAGGGCAGGCCCGAGGGAGCGGCGGCGCGCCCGGCGGGCGAGGAGUUAACGGCGGCGGAGCGGCGCAUCGCGGAGCUGCACGCGGCGGCCUGCGCGGCUGGCCAGCUAAACUACGUGGACCCAGCUACUGGCUUCGUGGUGCUCACAGAAGUCGCACACUUGCAGAGAGGGGAGUGCUGUGGUUCUGCCUGCAGACACUGUCCAUAUGGUCAAGUCAAUGUUAAAGAUCCAUCUAAAAAGAAGCAAUUCAACUCAUAUUUUUAUGUUUGACAACAAUUUCAUCUCUCUUCUUUGUCUAGUUGAACUUGUACUUUUUAAAAAAUAAAGUCCUAAUCGAGAAUUGCUUUCUGUGCUGUUAGUAUUUGAACACUAGUUUAAUCUUAAAUGCAUAUAUUAAAAGAACAUCAAUAAAAUGAAAAAUCUA